Polyodon spathula (Mississippi paddlefish) is the source of this 1346-nucleotide messenger RNA. Its product is annotated as serine/threonine-protein phosphatase PP1-beta catalytic subunit-like. Gene Ontology annotation, cellular component: cytoplasm; nucleus. Gene Ontology annotation, molecular function: protein serine/threonine phosphatase activity. The transcript has 8 exons. Bases 57 to 1040 code for a protein of 327 amino acids. Gene Ontology annotation, biological process: regulation of circadian rhythm; circadian regulation of gene expression. The record is from RefSeq and is a predicted model, not a curated record. Lineage: Eukaryota; Metazoa; Chordata; Actinopteri; Acipenseriformes; Polyodontidae.
GUUGCAGUCCGGUUGCCGAGCGCUGGGUGAGAGACUCUGGGAGUGCAGGCUCGGAAAUGGCGGAGGGGGAGUUAGAUGUGGAUUCGCUCAUCUCUAGGCUGCUGGAAGUGCGGGGGUGUCGUCCCGGGAAGAUCGUGCAGAUGACAGAGGCGGAGGUGCGGGGGCUCUGCAUCAAAUCCAGAGAGAUCUUCCUGAGCCAGCCCAUCCUGCUGGAGCUGGAGGCGCCGCUCAAGAUCUGCGGCGAUAUCCACGGCCAGUACACAGACCUGCUGCGGCUCUUCGAGUACGGUGGUUUCCCCCCGGAGGCCAACUACCUGUUCCUGGGAGACUACGUGGACCGAGGGAAGCAGUCCCUGGAGACCAUCUGCCUGCUGCUGGCCUACAAGAUCAAAUACCCGGAGAACUUCUUCCUGCUGCGCGGGAACCACGAGUGCGCCUCCAUCAACCGCAUCUACGGCUUCUACGAUGAGUGCAAGAGGCGAUUCAACAUCAAGCUUUGGAAGACUUUCACCGACUGCUUCAACUGUCUGCCGAUCGCCGCCAUCGUCGAUGAGAAGAUCUUCUGCUGCCACGGAGGGCUGUCCCCUGAUUUGCAGUCUAUGGAGCAGAUUCGUCGCGUUAUGAGACCCACGGAUGUCCCCGACACAGGCUUGCUGUGUGACCUGCUGUGGUCGGACCCUGACAAGGACGUGCAGGGCUGGGGGGAGAACGACCGCGGGGUCUCCUUCACCUUCGGGGCUGACGUGGUCAGCAAGUUCCUGAAUCGCCACGACCUGGACCUCAUCUGCAGAGCACACCAGGUUGUAGAAGACGGCUAUGAGUUCUUCGCUAAGAGGCAGCUGGUCACCCUGUUCUCCGCUCCCAAUUACUGUGGCGAGUUCGACAAUGCUGGAGGGAUGAUGAGUGUGGAUGAAACCCUCAUGUGCUCCUUCCAGAUCCUGAAGCCAUCUGAGAAGAAAGCGAAGUACCAGUAUGGAGGAAUGAACUCCGGCAGACCGGUGACCCCGCCCCGCACAGCCACGCCCCCAAAGAAACGGUGAAGCAGGACGCCAGCCCUCCAAGCGCUUUCACCCAACGAGAAAUACAAAACCCAUCAAAAAAGAAAGUGCUUUUUUAAAAAUCAGCUGCUUCUGUCAGUCACGUUCUGCUUUUAUUAUUAUUAUUAUUAUUAUUAUUUGUUUUUCUUCUGCACUUCAACUCAAAACCAGUCUCCUCUACUCGCUUGUUUAUAGAAAGGAAGUAUUUAAAUUCACCAAGGGUUCUUUUUUUUUGUUGCUAAAUACAGAACAUUAAACACAGCUGUUGCUUUUGAAUUCCUGUACAGAACAGCAGCAACACACUUUGUA